UUUCCAGGACUCGGCAGCAGGUGACAUGUGGAUGCCUGAGGCAGUACAUACCCUUCGUACCAGGUGAUGGGAGAUAUGCAGCCAAGAUAUCUGCAGUGUCGAGUGAUGGCUGCAGCUGACUGCAACGACAGGAUAUAUAGUAAAGGAAAUGAGACUCGCAGAAUUGAUUUAUUAUGGUUUCAAACAACAACAACAACAACUGGCAAAUCGUAUUACUUACAAGAGCGACUUCAAUGAUGAGGGCAACAAUAUAUAUUUGGACGCUCUGGCUAAACCUACUGGCUGUGGAUGCACAUCAUGACCGAACGAUAGCUGGGACGACUCGCGCUAAGCAAGAACUGAUGCUCGAUUCUAUCGCCUCGGCGCAAAAGGUGCUUGGUGACACCGCUGACUCCUGCUAUGUCUGCUCGUCGCCUUGCUCCCGAGCUGUCUGCUGUCAUGGAGAAUUCCCCCAGUGUUGCUCAGAUGGUGUCUAUUGCUAUUGCUGCCAGGACUGAUUAUUUCUGCUGUCUUGUCUGAAGGAUCCAUCCAGCGCAGGUAUCACAUGUAGACUUAUUCCAU
Aspergillus eucalypticola CBS 122712 is the source of this 561-nucleotide messenger RNA. RefSeq lists its product as uncharacterized. The record is from RefSeq and is a predicted model, not a curated record. The transcript is spliced from 3 exons. NCBI's taxonomy places the organism in Eukaryota, Fungi, Ascomycota, Eurotiomycetes, Eurotiales, Aspergillaceae. Bases 174 to 497 code for a protein of 107 amino acids.